AGCUAACUUCCUUCCAGCGUUUCCUGAGCUGGAUGAUCCUAGGAUUUGUAAGACAGGAAAAAAGGGCAGGCGUGAGGGCGGGCGCGGAGACAGGAUGCUUGUUUUUCGCUGCGCCGUCUGAGCGCAGCCGCGCGGGCCCAGGCUGAGCCACAGCAGCCCCGGGGCUGUCCCUCGCCGCUGCCGGCCGCCCGCGCCCUGUCCUGGGCACCUGGGUAGGCGGAGAGGAGAGCCGCGCCAGGACGCCGCAGGAACCCGGGGAAGUCGCGGGGACUCGGAGUGAGGAAGCCGGGACCCUGGAGGCCCGUUGGACUGCAGGCUCCGCGGGCUGGUGCUCCCCGCCGCGCCCCGGCCCGCACCCCGCCGCACCCUGCCCUGCGCGCCACGCCCCGGGAUCGCAGAGCAGCUACACCGCCACGUCCCUCCGCGCGCCCAUGCCGGCCCCCAGCGCCGCGCAGCACCGGUGAUCGAACCCCCGAGAGCAUAGUCCCGGGGGUGCCAAGCAGAGGGAGCGGAGACGGAGGGGCAGCCUCUUGGGACUAACUCAUGAAGAACAAGGGUGCCAAGCAGAAGCUGAAACGAAAGGGAGCCGCCAGUGCGUUUGGAUGUGACCUGACGGAGUAUCUGGAAAGCUCGGGACAGGAUGUUCCACAUGUGCUGAAGAGCUGUGCCGAAUUUAUAGAGACUCACGGCAUUGUGGAUGGAGUCUACCGUCUUUCAGGUGUCACCUCAAACAUACAGCGGCUAAGGCAAGAGUUUGGCUCAGAUCAAUGUCCAGAUCUGACAAGGGAAGUGUACCUCCAGGACAUCCACUGUGUGGGCUCCCUCUGCAAGCUCUACUUCAGGGAGCUGCCCAACCCCCUCCUGACUUAUGAGCUCUAUGAGAAAUUCACGGAAGCAGUGUCUCAUUGCCCAGAAGAAGGCCAGUUGGCCCGAAUCCAGAAUGUUAUCCAGGAGCUGCCCCCAUCCCAUUAUAGGACCUUGGAAUACCUAAUUCGACACCUGGCCCACAUUGCCUCGUUCAGCAGCAAGACCAACAUGCAUGCCAGGAACCUGGCCCUGGUGUGGGCCCCCAAUCUCCUCAGGUCUAAAGAAAUUGAAGCCACUGGUUGCAAUGGAGAUGCAGCCUUCCUGGCAGUCCGGGUCCAACAGGUGGUGAUUGAGUUCAUAUUGAAUCAUGUGGAUCAAAUCUUCAACAACGGUGCUCCUGGGACUCUGCAACAGGAUGAAAACUGGCCCAUGACAAAGAGCCUGACCCUGCCAGCCCUGUCCCUGCCCAUGAAGUUGGUGAGCUUGGAGGAGGCUCAGGCCCGAAGCCUGGCUACAAACCACCCUGCUCGGAAGGAAAGGCGGGAGAACAGCUUGCCCGAGAUCGUCCCUCCCAUGGGCACCCUCUUCCACACUGUUCUUGAGCUACCAGACAACAAGAGAAAGCUUUCAAGUAAGUCAAAGAAGUGGAAAUCAAUAUUUAACCUGGGGCGCUCCGGAUCGGAUUCCAAAUCCAAGCUGAGCAGAAACGGGAGUGUAUUCGUGAGAGGACAGAGGCUCUCGGUGGAAAAGGCUACUAUCCGGCCAGCUAAAAGCAUGGACUCACUGUGUUCGGUGCCUGUGGAAGGAAAAGAAACCAAAGGAAAUUUCAAUCGAACAGUCACCACUGGGGGAUUUUUCAUUCCAGCCACAAAAGUGCACACAACCAACACUGGCAGCUCCUGUGACCUCAGCAAGCAAGAGGGUGAAUGGGGCCAAGAGGGAAUGCCAGCUGGGGCCGAGGGGGGCUGUGAGGUGGGUGGUCAGGUCCGGCCCCUGCCUGAGCAGCUGAAGGUAUUCCGCCCCAUCGAGGAUCCCGAGAGCGAGCAGUCUGCCCCAAAGAUGCUGGGGAUGUUCUACACCUCAAGCGACAGCCCCAGCAAAUCCGUCUUCACCAGUAGCUUCUUCCAGAUGGAGCCUUCGCCACGCCACCAGCGCAAGGCGCUCAACAUCUCUGAGCCCUUCGCCGUGUCUGUGCCACUCCGCGUGUCGGCGGUCAUUAGCACUAACAGCACUCCGUGCAGGACACCCCCGAAGGAGCUGCAGUCUCUCUCAAGCCUAGAAGAGUUUUCUUUCCAGGGCUCAGAGAGUGGAGGGUUGCCAGAAGAGGAGAAGCCCCAGGGAGCUGAGCCUUCUCCAGCCUCUGUUGCUAAGAAGACAGCUCCUGAGGACAGCACAGCAGAACCUGAAACCCCAGGGACAGUGGAAUGCAGCCAAGGCCUUCCCCUGGAGCCAGACCCCCCAGUAGAGAAAACCUUGGAAAACUCCUUGGGUUCUCAGUUUUCAAGAGAACCAGAGAAGAGACCAAGUGCAGAGAAUGUGGUGGAGGAGAGCCUAGGGCCUAGGCAGCUGGAGCCUAGCAUUCCACAAGAGAGCCUCAGGGCCAGAACUGAAGCCAUGCUCCUCCAUGAGAUGGAUGAAGAUGACUUAGCUCAUGCCCUGAUCUGGCCUGAAAUCCAACAGGAACUGAAAAUCAUCGAAUCAGAGGAGGAGCUCUCUUCGUUACCACCACCUGCUCUGAACACAAGCCCAGUUACUGAGUCAAAUCCAGCCCCGGUUCCUUUCCCAGAGCCCCCUGGGAGCUUGCCUGGUAGCACCACACCCCUGGAAGCAUGGACUAGGGACUCAACCGAUCAGAGCACACAGGGGGCUGCCAUAGUAGCCAAUAGAGAGAAGCUGGAGCCAGUAAGCCUCCCUAGAUUAGAACCAGAGCUGGGGCUCAGCCCAGACCGGGCCAGUCUGGCUCCUCUGGAAAUAGUUCCAUUUGAGAAGAUAACCUCUCCAGCAAGGAUGGAACUGAGAGGCCCAGGAAAAUUCUCUCCUCCACUCCCUCCUGCUCCUCCCCCUCCUACUCCUUUGGAGGAGGAACCUCAAAUCUUAUUGUCAAAGGAAGGCCCUGACAGAGAAGAUGGAUCCAGGGAUUCCAGGACAAAUCCCUGUACAGAGCAGCCUAAGUCCAAAGACAGCCCUGGCAUCCCUAGCUUCUGUCAAAGAGAGGAGGCCAUUGCAAGUCAAAAUGAAAGGCAAAAUGCAAAGCAUAGUGCUCCUGAGGGCAAACGUCCUGGUUUUCAAAGCCCAACAAAGGAAGUCGAAGUCGCUACACAAGAAGAGGGGGAUGCCUCCCAUUCAGUACAGGAGCCUUCAGACUGUGAUGAAGAUGACACUGUGACAGACAUUGCUCAUCAUGGCCUGGAGAUGGUAGAGCCCUGGGAAGAGCCCCAGUGGGUGACUAGUCCCCUUCAUUCUCCCACCCUGAAAGAAGUACAGGAGUCCCAGGUGCAAGGGUUCCAAGGCCAUCGAUUAGAGAGGAGGCUUCACCACAGACCCAGCCUUCGCCAGAGCCAUUCUCUAGAUAGCAAAACCACUGAUAAGAGCCAGUGGACUCUCGAGGUGCCCUCCUCCAGCAGCUGUGCUAAUCUUGAAACAGAGAGGAAUUGCGAGCCUCUACAGCCCCUGGCAGCCAGGAUCAAGAUUACUGGAUGGGAUGAGAAAGCCCUGAAGGCCUUCAGAGAGUUCUCUGGCCUAAAAGGGGUAGAGGUUCUUCCCAAAUCUGGUAUAUUAUCUAAACCAGCAGAAAUCAAUCCCAUCAGCCCAUCAGCAGAAGAAGAGCAGGGGCCGCAGAUGGAACUCAACAACCCUCAGAUGAAGCAAGAUGCUGCUCCUGAACCAGGCAGCAGCAAGGAAAGCUCUCCCAGGGCUCAAGAAAGCACUUCGCCUGGGGAGCACCCCCCAAAGUUACAGUUGAAGACCACUGAAUGUGGGCCCUCAAAAGGGAAAAACAGGCCUUCUUCCCUCAACUUGGACUCUGCCACUCCCAUCACUGACCUCUUCCGACUUGAGAAUGGGGCUUCGUUUAGUACACCUGGAAUACAGGUCUCUGAACUGGGAGACCCCAAGGUCACCUGGUCAACUUCUUCUCACUAUAAAGCAGCCCCCUGGACACACUCACAGGAAACCCAAGACCUGGACAUUGUUGCCCAUGCCCUGACAGGCCGGCGAAACUCAGCUCCUGUGAGCGUGUCAGCUGUGAGAACCUCCUUCAUGGUCAAAAUGUGUCAGGCCAAGGCAGUUCCUGUCAUCCCACCCAAGAUUCAGUAUACACAGAUACCACAGCCCUUACCCUCUCAGAACAUAGGGGAAGGUGGGGCUCAGCCUCCAGAGAGGAGCCAAGAAGAACCUAGCUCAACUAGUGAGACCCCUCAGAAACCCGCCAAAGACGAGUCUCCCUCUUCCCUGGAAAGCCCCAAGGGAGAGCAACCAAAGCAAGAUACAGGAGCCUUUGCAUCCCCAAGGAAGGAGAGUGCCACCUCCUGCACUUCAUCCUGUACAUGUGAGGGGCCUGCCCUCUCUCCAGAACCAGCUAUGUCUCAUAUGCUGUCUACCCAGGAUGCAAUGGUGCAAUGCAGAAAGCGCACAUCAGAGACAGAACCAUCUGGAGACAACCUUCUUUCUUCAAAACUGGAGCGACCUUCUGGGGGUCCUAAGCCUUUCCACAGGCCAAGGCCAGGAAGACCUCAGAGCCUAAUCUUAUUCCCCAUCAUGGAUCACCUACCCCCCUCAUCCACAGUAACAGAUUCCAAGGUCCUGCUGUCCCCGAUCAGAAGUCCCACUCAGACAGUUUCCCCUGGCCUUCUCUGUGGGGAGUUGGCAGAAAACACGUGGGUCACACCAGAAGGGGUUACGCUUAGGAAUAAAAUGACCAUCCCUAAAAAUGGCCAAAGACUAGAGACUUCAACUAGCUGUUUUUACCAGCCCCAGCGCAGAUCUGUGAUUCUGGAUGGAAGAAGUGGGAGGCAGAUAGAAUGACACCAGUUCACCUGCUGGUUCACCUGAAAGUCAUCACUGGACCAAAUGGCCAUUUUUCCAGGCACAGGUUAUCUAAAUUCAGGCUUAUUUUGGCCUCUGACAUCUCUGUUUUCAACUUUGGACCACACAUGAGUCCAUUUGCCAGAAGAGUGGUCCAGGAAUGGACCAAAAAGUAAAACUUAAGUGAGCAAGUGGGAAGGUUAGAGAGGGAAGAGGAUGGAGUGCUUGCCUCCAAUGAAACUGGGGCUUGUUUGUGAAUUGUAUUACCAUUACCAUUAGCUACUACUGCCUAGAGCUAGCUGUGAUAAUGUCCCUUGAAAGAAAAAAAAAAAUCCUUCACCUGUGUCAGAAAAACACUGUUGUGAUCGAAGGCCUCUUCAGGCUU
Nannospalax galili (Upper Galilee mountains blind mole rat) is the source of this 5215-nucleotide messenger RNA. It is a transcript of the gene Arhgap31, whose product is annotated as Rho GTPase activating protein 31. NCBI's taxonomy places the organism in Eukaryota, Metazoa, Chordata, Mammalia, Rodentia, Spalacidae. The transcript has 12 exons. Gene Ontology annotation, biological process: small GTPase-mediated signal transduction. Bases 544 to 4830 code for a protein of 1428 amino acids. The record is from RefSeq and is a predicted model, not a curated record. Gene Ontology annotation, molecular function: GTPase activator activity.